Messenger RNA from Tarenaya hassleriana, 5269 nucleotides. Its product is annotated as defensin-like protein 22. NCBI's taxonomy places the organism in Eukaryota, Viridiplantae, Streptophyta, Magnoliopsida, Brassicales, Cleomaceae. The record is from RefSeq and is a predicted model, not a curated record. Gene Ontology annotation, biological process: defense response to fungus. Bases 4926 to 5147 code for a protein of 73 amino acids. The transcript has 2 exons. Gene Ontology annotation, cellular component: extracellular region.
AAAAAUAUAUAUCAACAAUGACAUAACUAUGUGAUUACUCGACACAUUGACACUGUCGAAUCCGGAAGAAAAAAAAAAGAGGUGAAGGGAAUUUAUAGAGAGAUUUUGAAUCUUUUAGGGAAUCGACUCUCGUGAGAUAAGUUAUGUUAGAAAUUUCAACAUGAAAAAUGUUAGCUCUUUGACAAAAAAAAAUAAAAAAUGUUAGCUCCAUUUUUUUUUCAAAUAAACCCCUAACUUAUAGAAACACAUCAACGUCUUGUUUGUUCCUAGAAUGCAAAUGCACUCCAUUAACUCAAUCUUAAAAUGAAAAUUAAAAACUGUAUGCAUCAGAUUUUGGAUAUGAAAAUAUUGUUUUAGUGUGAACUAAAGAAGUUUGUGCAAUCUUAUUCAAAUGGAAUAAGAAGAGUAUACAUCGAUUAUAUACAAGUAAGGAAUGAGCUAUUGUUCCUAUAAUCAAGUACUUAUAAUCUUGGUUUUCAUAACUACAAAGAUACGCAGAGAUACAGGAAAAUAUCGUGGGAUAUUCCAAUACGCCCCUUUAAGUCGGAUUGUUGGAGGUAAUUCCGAGCUUGACGCAGAGUUCUUGGAAUGCCGUGUGUGGUAGUGGUUUGGUGAAUGCGUCCGCUAAUUGAUCCUUUGAGCUAACAUGAGAUACUCGUAGCAUACCAUCCUCAACUUGGCUGCGAACAAAAUGGUAGUCGAGUGCUAAGUGUUUCAUGCAUGAGUGGAAGACCAUGUUGGCAUUGAGAUACUGUUCCGAUAUUGACACAAUACAUAGUCGGCGUGGAGGAGGACGAGUAACCAAGCUCACCAAGCAGCGGGACCAGCCACCGAAUCAGAGAGGCAUUGGCUAUCAAACGGUAUUCAGCUUCCGUGGAGGAGCGGGAGUGACCGGCGAGUUUCUUGGAAGACCAAGAUAUUGGAUGACUUCCAAGGUAGACGAUGCCCAAUCAACAUCACUGAAAGCAUGAAGGUUCGGAAUAUUGGACGAAGUCAGAGUGAUACCAAGGUGACGAGUUCCAACCAAGUAGUGGAGAAUACACUUGACUGUUGUCCAGUGAUUAGUCGUUGGAGAAUGCAUAAAUUGUGAUAGCUUGUUCACCGCGAAGCUAAUAUCCGGACGAGUGAGUGACAAGUAUUGCAAGCUUCCAAUGACAGCUCGGUACUCUGUGGGUUCGGCCAAGGGAGAGUCGGACGUUAAAGUGAGUCGCGACUUCGAUACCAUCGGGGUUGCCACUGGUUUAGAAUCGAACAUGUUUGUGCGGGCGUGUAGAUCAUUAAUAUACUUCCUUUGACCAAGAAAUAAACCAUGCUUUGAUCGUGUUGCCUCAAUACCCAAGAAGAAGGAUAAUGCUCCUAGAUCCUUGAGUGAGAACCGUGCCACAAGUGUGGAAAUAAACUCAUCAAUCCGAGUCGAGCAGCUUCCCGUGACUAUCAAGUCAUCAACAUAAACCAAUACAAAGAGAUGAGUCGUCGGAGUCCAUAAUAUGAAUAAGGAGGUAUCAGCUAGUGAAUUUAUAAACCCUUGAGCAAGAAGAAAAGUCCGAAGUUCUAAAUACCAAGUUCUUGGAGAUUGUUUGAGACUGCAGAUUGCCUUAUGAAGCUUACAAACAAAAGUGGGACGAUCCUUGUCAAUAAAACCCGUUGGUUGGCUCAUAUAGACUUCCUCCGAUAGUCGCCCUUAGAGAAAGGCAUUGUUGAUGUCGAGUUGCUUGAUUUUCCAAUCAUUUGUCACAACAAUGCUAAGAAUGAGGCGAAUCGUAGAUGGCUUGACCACUGGACUAAAAGUUUCUUGAAAAUCCACACCCGGUCUUUGAUGGAAGCCCUUUGCUACAAGGCAGACUUUGUAGCGGUCUAGAGAACCAUCAGGAUUUUUCUUGAUGCGAAAAACCCAUUCGCACCCGACAAUAUUGGUGAUGUUAUCCGAUGGUACCAAUUCCCAUGUACCAUUGCGGACUAGAGCAUUAAAUUCAUCACUCAUGGCUUGACGCCACUUUAAGUCCUUUAAUGCUUGUCCAACCGAUGUAUGUUCCCUUCUAGAAUCAACAACCGAGGCCACAGGUGUGAGUUUCUGAACAGGUUUGGAGAUGUAAUUUUUACCUCUAGUUAUCAUAGGAUGUCUGUAUCGGACAUGAGACAACGGCUGAUCAGCGAUAUCCGGAGAUGUGUGCGGCUCGGAGAAUGAUAGUAUAGCAGCUUCAGCAACAACGAGGUCGGGCAGGAGCAUUUCCAAUGGUCAUGACGGUGAUGAAUCCGCACACAGGGGUAUCGAAGCCGGAGAGUGAGGAAUCGGAGACAGAGCUAUAAGUGACGACGGUGUGUAAGGCGAGACUGUAGACACAAAGGACUCAAUGUUUGGGGAGGACUCAUCGGGAAUAGGAGAGCUAGAUUCAUAUAUCGGGACGGCGAAUGGAAAAUGACUCAUGGAAAAUCAUAUAAUGGGAGACAAACAUUGGGGAACGAGAGCGAUCAAGACAAAAAUAGGCGCUUUGGGUAGACGAGUAUCCUAGGAAGAACGGGCCGAUUUUGGUUCAAACUUGUGGGAAUUAUAGGGUCUUAACCAAGAGUAGCAUAGACAACCAAAAACUCGGAGUUUGUUGUAAUUUGGUGAACUUUCGAAUAGUGUUUGAAACGGGGAUGGCAUUUGGAGAGUGGGAGAUGGUAAGCGAUUUAUGAGGUAGACUCCGGUGAUGAAAGAAUAAGACCAAUAGGUUAAGGGCAUAGACACUCGGUGGAGAAGGGAGAGACUGGUUUCAACCACAUGUCUAUGUUUACGCUCAGAAAUGCCAUUGUGUUCGGGAGUGUGGGGAGGGGUUGUGUAUAGUGUGAGAUGCCGUGAGUGGCAAGAAUUGACGCUAGGGCGAGAUAUUCACUACCAUUGUCAGAGUAAAGUGUUGUGAUUUUAGUUGAGAAUCUAUUUUCCUCGAGGACUUUGAAUCGAAUAAAAGUAUCACGGACUUGAGAUUUUUGUUUAAGUGGAUAAAUCCAUGAAUAACGGGUGAAGUGGUCGACAAAGGGAACGUAACCAUCAAUAGAAAUAAUCGGGGAGGUCCCAACAUCCAAGUAUAUAAUAUCGAAAGGGCGAGUCGACGAUAAGGUUGAAACAGAAAACGAGACUUUAUGACUUUUAUUGAUCGAACAUGAAUCACAAGGUAAUGGAGAUGAGUCCCGAGAAAAUGGCAAACCAAAUGUAGAGACAAUGUUUUGGAGACUAGAACUAGAGGAAUGACCUAAACAAUGAUGUCACUCGGACAAAGUAGACUUAAGACACGUAAAAGCUUUGGGAGACAACGACAAAGAAGAGGAGACCGGCCACUCAUAGGCACCGUCUCUAGGCUUUCCGGUUAGAAUUGGUGCCCUCGUGCUUAGAUGUUUCAUUUGAAAAGAGUAAGAAAAAAAUUCCACUGACACAUCGUUAGAGUUGCAUAACUGAUUUACCGAAAUAAUAUUCUUCUUCAUAGACAGUACGCAUAACACAUUCUUAAGAGAGAGAUGACGAGAGGAAGAGGGCAUAGAAAGGGAACCAGUAUGAGUGACGGCUAGGGCAGAACCAUCACUGAGAACAACAUCAUCUCCACCAUUGUAGGGUUGUGCAACACCAAGUUCUGAAGAUUCGACGUAAUGUGGUGAGAAGCACCACUAUCCAUCAGCCAUAGACCAAAAUCAAAGGGAGAGAGAGCUAUGUGGUUGGCUCUCGGCUGCCACGGGCAAGGAGAAGAUGACCAGGGGGAUCCGGCUUAAUCAGAAGCAGAGAUCAGUCGAUAUUGAGUGCAGCGCUGGGCACUAUGCCCAUGAAUGGCGCAGGCUUGGCAUCGACCAUUGUAGCCAUGCGACCGACCACCAUUGCCUCGUCCGUGUGGUGAACGAUUCUAGUUACUGGGUGUUCCAUCAUUGUCGCGGAAGGGCUGAUUGGGACGAGAGUCUAUAGCAUUGGUUGUGACGGAAAAAAUCGAGGAGGCUGAUACGGCGGCCGAGGCAAGCUUGGCUUCAUGGUUAAUGAGCUUCUCAUGAAGCUCUUGAAUCGGAAUGGCAACAUCUUUAGCGUGAACCACAUAUCGACUAUGGGUUUGUAGUCUUCGGGAAUACCAUCAAGGAUGGAUUCGAGGAUACCUUCGAGAUCCAUUGGUUUGUUGAGAUGGACCAGCUCAUCGGACUUGGAGACAAUGUAUCUGAUGUACUCAUCGAUUGAUUGAGUACAUUUGACAAACUUCUUAAUCUGGUCGCGAAGUUGGAGUAGAUGGCCAUGAGAAGCUUUCCCGCAGGUAUUGACAAGGAUUUUACAUGCAUCUCGAACAUACGGAGCACGAGUAAUCAUCGGUUGCAGAUUCACCGAGAUGGCACCGAUGAUGGAACUGAACGACAACGUGUCUUGUUUCUUGAACGGUGUGAACGCGGGAUUCGGAACGAGCAAAUCAUUCGCUAGGAUCAUGGCGGGUGGAACAGCGGUGUCAUCGAAGACAAAACAGUCGAGUUGAUGUCCCUUAAGGAGCGAGGACCUGAAUACUCUAGGUUAUGUAGUUCGUAAGAGUUAACUUGGUGAUGUUCGCCAUUUGACGUUGAGCAGCGUCGCUUGUGGAUCAGCCGGAUUAAAGGACGUUGCAGUGACAGAGGCAGUGGCGGGAGAGUUGGCAGUCGCCGGAGCAGGGGCUUCAUGCUGAGACAUAAUGUCGGGUUGACGUUAGAACGUCGUCGGAGAUGCAGGCGGCUAGGGUUUAAAAAAAAGGAGAUCGUGAGAUCAAUAACCUCUAGAUACCAUAAAGAAGUUUGUGCAAUCUUAUUCAAAUGAGAGGAGUAUACAUCGAUUAUAUACAGGCAAGGAAGGAGCUAUUGUUCCUAUAAUCAAGUUCUUAUAAUCUUGGUUUCCAUAACUACAAAGAUACGCAGAGAUACAAGAGAUACAGGAGAAUAUCGUGGGAUAUUCCAAUAUGAACAUCACAUUCGUGCCUUGGACUACCACUUUGCAUUAUGCUGAAGUGGCGACGGGUGAUGAUUCACUGUGCUGCAACACUCAUCCGAAGUUUGGGAAAUGUCAGACAAGUCACGAUGAAGAAAGAUGCAACCAGUGGUGUCUCAAAGGAUGUUCGAACCAGAAAGGCGGCUUUUGCAAACACGUUUCUCAUGGCAAACAAUGCCACUGCUACUGCUAAGAACCAAACAACAAUACUAUUUUUAUUUAUGAAAAAUAUGUGUGCUUUAAUUAUGUUAUGUAUUACAUAUCUAUGGUUCAAUCUGAUAUGGCUAUGAACAAUUCGUGAAUAAAAAAAUUAUU